UAGGUUUAAUACAUUACUGGUUGUAUCAUUAAGCAAAAUAAUAAUUUAUGUUUUUCAUUAGAAUGUUUUAAGUGUUUUUUUAUGACAUUUUGGUUUUAUUACUUCUGUUUUUUUACAAUGGCACAAACAACCGAGAAUUUUCCAGCAUUGAAAAAUGAUAAUUUGUUGAGAGCGGCAAGAGGUGAAGACGUGGAUCGUAUUCCAGUUUGGGUUAUGAGACAAGCUGGUCGCUACUUACCUGAAUUUCAGGCAGUACGUAAAUUACAUGACUUUUUCACAAUUUGUCGAACGCCAGAGCUGGCUUGUGAAGUGACCAUGCAGCCAAUACGUCGCUUUGAUCUCGAUGCAUCCAUUAUUUUUUCAGACAUUCUUGUGAUCCCACAAGCGUUGGGCAUGACAGUGGAAAUGAAACCGGGACCAUUCUUUCCCGAACCACUUGUUACACCGGACGAUCUAAGCAAACUAACUGCGGAUGGAGCUGUGAGUCGACUAAAGUACGUUGGCGAUGCAAUCACCAUGAUGCGUCACAAAUUAGAUGGAAAAGUGCCAUUGAUCGGAUUCACGGGUGCACCGUGGACGCUGAUGGGAUAUAUGAUUGAAGGUGGUGGCAGUCAAACAAUGUCCAUGGCCAAAAGUUGGCUUAACGAACACAAUGAAGCAAGUCAUAAACUACUGUCACUGCUGACCGAUGUUAUUGUCGACUAUUUUGAGAUGCAAGUGAAAGCCGGUGCUCAAAUGCUGCAAGUGUUCGAGUCAAGCGCUGACUACAUCAAUAAGGAACAAUUUGCGGAAGUAUCAUUGCCUUAUGUGCGCCAAAUUCGUGAUCAACUUCGAAAACGUUUGCAAGAACAAUCGAUUGAACCAGUUCCAAUGGUCUUGUACGCUAAAGGAGGCGGUCAUUCUCUGUCUGAACAAGCGCAAUGCGGAUAUGAAGUCAUUGGAUUAGAUUAUAAUGUGGAUCCACUCGAAGCCAGAAAAGCAGUCGGUUCAAAUGUGACGCUUCAGGGCAAUUUAAAUCCGGCUGACAUGUAUCUUCCAGAGGCUGAGCUAAGAGCCCUAACAGAUCAAAUGGUACGGAAGUUUGGGAAGAAACGUUAUAUCGCAAACUUGGGACAUGGAAUUACACCGCAAACUCCAAUAGAAAGUAUGAAUGUUCUAGUUGAAACAGUGCACACUGUAUCCAAAGAGCUAUAGAAUGUAAUGAUGCGUUGUUUGAGGAGUAAAAAUUGGUGGCGGUUCAUUUUGUUAUAUUUUUUAAGGAAAUCGUUGUAGAGCAAUGAAUAAAUCCGUUUUUUCACAACCAAAUAGUUAAACA
This is a messenger RNA of Sitodiplosis mosellana (orange wheat blossom midge), 1315 nucleotides long. RefSeq names its product uroporphyrinogen decarboxylase-like. The transcript is spliced from 5 exons. The record is from RefSeq and is a predicted model, not a curated record. Gene Ontology annotation, cellular component: cytosol. Gene Ontology annotation, molecular function: uroporphyrinogen decarboxylase activity. The coding region runs from base 82 to 1194 and encodes 370 amino acids. Gene Ontology annotation, biological process: heme biosynthetic process. Lineage: Eukaryota; Metazoa; Arthropoda; Insecta; Diptera; Cecidomyiidae.